This is a messenger RNA of Lates calcarifer (barramundi perch), 4423 nucleotides long. RefSeq names its product DAB adaptor protein 1a (gene dab1a). Gene Ontology annotation, biological process: lateral motor column neuron migration; ventral spinal cord development. Bases 467 to 2281 code for a protein of 604 amino acids. The record is from RefSeq and is a predicted model, not a curated record. The transcript has 16 exons. Lineage: Eukaryota; Metazoa; Chordata; Actinopteri; Centropomidae.
AAGAGGGGGCAGAGGAGCGAGGAGGGAAAAAAACGCGCUGAAAGAAGCCUGGCAUAGUUUUGUGGGGAUUGUGGAAAAAGAUGUAACGAAGCUUGCAAGCGCUCUCACAGGGAUGGAAAACUGGAUUACUCUCCCUGCUGAAACACACUGUGGAUGUCUGAAUAAACCAGGAGGAGAUACACGGGAAUGAAUGGAUUCUAAAGCCUUUUCACAAAAUGGGAACUAACUGCUCAUUUUCGCUGUAGUGCAAAGCUCUCUGUGGGUGUGUGUGGGAUGUUGUGUCAGGGCUAAAGCCCAUCCCUCUCCCAUGAGCCUGUGUGCCCACACACACACCUGGCGCCUCCACGCACACACCCGGCGCCCACGCACACACAGCCGGCACUGACGCUGUGAACUGGACCCUCAGAGCCCAGCGGAUCCUAGUGGAGCCAAGCGGAGCGGUGUCUAGCCCAGUUGGAGCCUGAGGAUGUCAACAGAGACAGAGCUACAGCCAGCGGUCAGGCCCAGCAGCGUCAGACGGGACUCCAAGAGGAAAGGGCAGGAUCGCAGUGAGGCAGCUCUCAUCAGGCGUUUUAAGGGCGAUGGCGUCCGCUACAAGGCCAAGCUCAUCGGCCUGGACGAGGUCACUGCCGCCCGUGGAGACAAACUCUGCCAGGACUCAAUGAUGAAGCUCAAGGGUAUCGCUGCAGCAGCACGGUCCAAAGGAGAACACAAACAGAAGGUGUUUCUGACAGUUUCCUUUGGAGGGAUCAAGAUCUUUGAUGAGAAGUCAGGGGUCCUCCAACACCACCAUGCGGUCCAUGAGAUCUCCUACAUUGCCAAGGACAUCACAGACCACCGAGCCUUCGGCUACGUCUGCGGGAAGGAAGGGAACCACCGCUUUGUGGCUAUCAAAACGGCACAGUCGGCUGAGCCUGUGAUUCUGGACCUGCGGGACUUGUUCCAGCUCAUCUAUGAGAUAAAGCAGAGAGAGGAGAUGGAAAAGAAGGCCCAGAAAGACAAGCAGUGUGAGCAGGCCGUCUACCAGACAAUACUGGAGGAGGAUCUGGAGGACCCGGUCUACCAGUACAUUGUGUUUGAGGCGGGACACGAGCCCAUCCGUGACCAAUCAGAAGAGAGCAUUUAUCAGGUCCCCACCAGUCAGCAGAAGGAAGGGGUCUAUGACGUCCCAAAGCGACACCCAAACGGACAUCAAAACACCCCCCAUCAUCAUCAUCAUCAUCAUUAUCACGAUCAGCCCCUGCAACAAGAACAAACUGAACAGCAGCAGCAGCAGGCAGUGGCAGAUCUGAUAGACUUAGACCUGGGAAUGGUGACUCAGAAUAUCAACCAAUUAGAGAUUUUUGGAGACAUGUCCACUCCUCCUGACAUCACCUCUCCAUCGACCCCCGCCUCUCCAGCCAACACCCUCGACCCCUCGCAGGGCCUGCAGCCUCCCACGGAACUGUUUGCUCCUUUCAAUCCUGCAUCUGUGCCCUCAGGUUAUGUGACAAUGGGAGCAGUACCCCCCGGCCACUGGUCCCAGCAGGCGUUUGCUGCCCAGACACCGCUGGCCUUUGGGGUCCAGUCUCCAUUAGGCCCCGUAGCCCAGGUGCUGCCAGGCGGCCAGCCUCUCAUCUGGGGCCAGGCCAACAUCUUCCCUGCCACCCAGCAGCAGUGGGCAGCCAUGGCAGCCGGAGCCUUCCCCCCCACAGCCUACCUCCCUGCCCAGCCUGUGGGCACCCUGCCCGCCGCCAUGUUCCAGACUCUCACCCCCGUCACGACUGUGACUCCAGCCGGUGAGAGCCAUUCAGGUGCUGGAGCCAGCGCUUCAGCUCCCUCCCCUUCAGCAUCGUCGAGUCCGCAGCAUGGGGAGAGGGGGAAGAAGAUGGGAAAGGAGAUGUUCAAGGAUUUUCACCUGGCAAAGCCUCCGGCCAUGCCGUCAAAGAAAGCUGAUCAGCCCAGCUUAGCAGGAACCUCAGAGGCAUUCAGCACUUACUUCAGCCGUGUGGGCACUGCCCAGGACACGGACGACUGUGACGACUUUGACAUUUCUCAAAUGAACCUGACACCAGUCACCUCCACAACACCAUCCACCAACUCACCACCCACCCCAGCUCCCAGGCAGAGCUCUCCCUCCAAGUCCUCAGCCUCCCAUGUCAGUGACCCCCCCACUGACGCCACAGACCCCCCCACAGACGACUCAUUUGGGGAAGCAGAGGGCAGCCCUAGUCGCAGUGGAGAGGAAGAUGCUGUGGGAAAGGACCCUCUCUACGCCCAGAUCAACAAAGGGAAGAAAUAAAGAGACAUACAGGAAGACAGACCUGACUAGCACUGAGAGAACAGGAGGAGACCCCUCACCUGUGUGUGUGUGUGUGUGUGUGUGUGUGUGUGUGUGUGUGUGUGUGUGUGUGUGUGUGUGUGUGUGUGUGUGUGUGUGUGUAUUUGCGUAAGUCUGGCACAUAUCCCUGCCCGGCCAAGCCCUUCUUCUUCUCCUCCUCUGGCUAACAACCUCCCAGGAGGAGCCUCCACACUCCCUCUGUCCUCCUCCUCCUCCUCCUCCUGUGCUCCUCCUCCUUCUCUCUGCAGUCCUCUCUCCUCCUGAGAGGAGAGAGCCUUCUCGGUCUUUCACUCCGGGCAGGAGGGAUAUCAAUCACUGAGACGGAUCCAGUUCUCCCUCCACUGCGCUGUCUUCUCCUCUCCUCUCUCCUCCCUGUGGCGACUCACACCCAGCCUUACAGACAUAAUCUGCUCCUCCCUUCUCUCCCGCCUUCCCUCUCCCCACCCCUCCUCUCUGUCUUUGCUCUCACACUCCUCCCUCUGCCUCCUGUGUCUGGCCAGAGACUGUGCUGCCAAGGAGGGACUGAAUCAAGCAGUGCCUCUCUAUCUCCGACACACACCCACAAACACGCACGCUCAUCAGGAUUAGAGUGAUCAUCUUUCGUUUAACGGACAGAAUCUGCAUCUGUAGCAAGGAGAUCCCACAGGAGGAGCUAGACUCUUGACGGGCCUAUCAGGGAUGGCCCGUUACAGGGAUCACUGCUUCUGAUUGGUUGGUUGGUUCGGGCGUUUUCUCCCCAUUCUUGUGAGUGUCUGCUGGAUCACUAUGCAGAAACAGACUCCCUGGGAGCUGCUCACACACCAACUACACACAUACUGUGCACACAACAGUCAGCCUACAACACUCACUCACACACACACACACACACACACGCACGCAGUCAUCCCUCACUCUCUAUAACAUGCAUACACACAGUGAUUUGCCAAACGUCUCUCCUCGCAGACAGACUCGUACAGAGGCCAGAGGACCAGACAUACUGAGGAAUGGACCCUGAGAGGGAAGUGUUGCAAGUCAAACAGAUUCUGUGAUUGAACUGUUCAUUCUCUAUAGCUUUUGUACAAUACCGAUUUAAAAAAAAAAAAAAAGAACAAAUUGAAAAAUUGAAUUUUUAUUUUAUAAGUCAAUCAAGCCGCUGGGGUCAGCUCUAUAGGACUUAUAGAGUCAACAUGGCUUUAAGGCAUCUGAUCGUUGGUUUGCCAAACUCAUUUUGUAAAUACUGAUAACAACAACAACCAUUUUGUCCACUGGACCUCUGUGCCAUAAAAUAGGAAGGCUUCAGUUAUGCAAAUUCUCAACGUUAACCCAAGCAAUACCAACAUAUGUUUUUCUUUUUCCUGUUUUCCUACUCUGGUUUGUUUCUUCCACUAAUUUUGUUUUCUUUUUGUGCAUGGAUGUUGUAGGUCUUUUUUCUCAGCCUCACUUACUAAUCCAGGCUUCAGCUCUAAACCUCGCACCAUGCCUCUGUUUGUUAGUCCCUCCUCCACAUGUUAUCGUUAUUUUCCGAGCAAAUCAGCUUCUGCGGUUUACGUUACGUGCCAUAGCCCUGUGUUUCUGUACCACAAGCCUGUGAUCUUUUGUUGCAGGCAGCAGACAUGGUCUCACUCACUGUUCGCCCAGACUGCUCCUGCCCUCCAUCCCAUUCCCCCAGAGUAGUCUUUAAGAUACCGUGAUGCUCUGCCCAUCUGUCUGUCUGUUGGUCAGGUGCCAAAACCGCUGCUGUCCGAGCGUCUGUGUGUGGACUGCAGCAUCCUCUGCUACAACUACAUCAACUGUGAUGCCAAUGACUCCCUAUUUUAUGGCCAGAGUCCCCAUGUCACUUGAGAACUCUUUUGGACUAAGAUGUUGAUUAACAUAAAAAUUUGACAACUAGAAGACAAGCAAAGAAGUUGAAUAAAAAGGGAAACGUUGCUGUUUGAGUACAUAACAUUUCUAGACCUAUUUUAACUUUACCUCAGCUAACAGUUUCUUAAUGUAAAUUGACACAUUAUUUUUAUCUUUAUGAAUAUGACAUUCUACAGUGGGUUUUUAGAUGAUUUUUUGGUUCUCUCUUGAUUUACGUAUUCCACCAUGUAUUACUGUUGCAAAUAAACACAUCCCAAAUGA